Messenger RNA from Paramisgurnus dabryanus, 1798 nucleotides. RefSeq names its product chromosome 18 C5orf15 homolog (gene c18h5orf15). The record is from RefSeq and is a predicted model, not a curated record. NCBI's taxonomy places the organism in Eukaryota, Metazoa, Chordata, Actinopteri, Cypriniformes, Cobitidae.
UUGACUCUCAGCGCGCAUGCGCACAGAUGAGGAGAACAUCACAGAAGAUGGCGGCUGUGCAUGGAGCAGACGUGAGACGCUCAGCUAUGGGAGUUUUUAUAGUGUUAAUGUCUCUGCAGAUUCUAUCUGUUCGAUGUAAUCCACUGACAACAUCGGCUAAGAUUAUUCCGAGCAGCAGUGAGCAUCCGACUGACAACGAGGAAACACCUUAUGUUUCCACCACAAUAAAUGAAAGUAAUGUGGAUGAACCGGCUAAGGUGUUGAAUACAACAACAGCAGCUCCUGUUGUUCACAUCAACCUCACCAAAACAACAUCACCUGCUGCCACCACCACUCUUCUCUUACCCUCCACCACAGUCAUCACUACAACCACUGUGGUGGGUGAAGAACAAACUUCCCUGAUGGCCAACACUGUGUCUGCAGACAAACAGACCACCAUCUCCAUCCAUGAUGAAAGUAAAAGCACAGGUUACAUGGACGAAGUUUCUCCAGGACCUGACAAUGGAGAUGAAGACUUUGAAGACGGCGAUGAUGACGAUGAAAAUAACUUGAACAUCUUGGCCCCUCAGGAUAAUGAGAGUAAUCUUCUUCAUGAUGGCCCUGACAUAGAUGUUCACAUUAAAGACACAACAAUCUACACAACUCAGGAUGAAGAUUCACAUUUCUUCUUUCACCUGGUCAUCAUUGCUUUUCUGGUGGCCAUCGGGUACAUCACCUACCACAACAAGAGAAAGAUCAUGUUAUUGGCUCAGAGUCGCCGCUGGAGGGACGGGAUCUGCUCGCGAGGAGUCGAGUAUCACCGACUUGACCAGAACGUUCAGGAAGCCAUGCCUUCACUCAAGAUGACCAAGGAUUACGUCUUUUGACCAAUUCUAUAGUUAAAGAUAAAGAUGCUGAUUUUGUCUACACAUGGUGUCUUAUUUAAUCGGGGGAUGAGAAAUUGUGAUAAUUUACUUUGUGGUCUCUUGGAUCAGAUUGUUUUUAUUUCUGUUGUUUGUUUUUCUUUAAAUGCAAAUGUUUCCGAAUGGAUGUUGAAAUCGAUGUUUUUCUAAAUUUUACACUUAAUUUAAUCUUAAUGUGAAAACAAUCAGAUAAAUACUGUUGAUUUAUUUAAAGAAAGGGGAAUGAGGGUUUGUUUAUGUGAAUAUUAACAUUAUCAUGUUGGCCUGAAGUGACGUGAGAAUUUUUUUCAUCUCCGUAAGCGCUGCACACAAAUGUAAAGGCUGUACCUUACAAGGUUACAAUUUAAAGUCUGCACUAAAAGAUGAACGAUAUAUUGUUUAUUUUGACUCCAGCACAACAAUGGUUUAUCAUUGAUUACCUCUGUGAUGAUGUGAAACUGUGUUUGUUCUGCUCUGCUAAUAGAAAUUAGGACGUUCAAUCUGAGUUUGCUUUGCUAUGCAGCUGUUUUUGGGGCAGGCCCUCCUAUAUUUGUGUUUUGACUUCAAUGAAGUUGUUUUAUAUUGCACACGCUGGCUAGAUGAGCAACGUCUGUCGUUGCCAAAGUUGUGGAGUUGUUUUUUUAUUCAUUCUCUCCAGUCAUUGCAUAUGUGUUUAAGGCAAACACUGUAUAACAGCUGUAGCAGAACCGCUAAAAUCAUCCUAUCAAAUAGAGUGCAGAAAUAGUCUCUAAUAAUGUUCAUCAGCCUGACGUUUGUCAUUUAUUUGAGAGAAAGGCAGUUGUUUACUGAAUCAGUGGACUGAAUUCAUUUACAUGAAGGGUUGCAUCUGUGCAUGCAGCAUGUGUUAAGAUAAGUUUGCCUCUUCUUCAAUCAAUAAAGCCGAUGUAAUUGGGUAA